Messenger RNA from Magallana angulata, 1088 nucleotides. RefSeq lists its product as uncharacterized. Bases 1 to 837 code for a protein of 278 amino acids. The record is from RefSeq and is a predicted model, not a curated record. Lineage: Eukaryota; Metazoa; Mollusca; Bivalvia; Ostreida; Ostreidae. The transcript is spliced from 7 exons.
AUGGGUAAAGCAGAUUCAACUUGUAUUGGUUCAUUUGGAAAAGACUGUGGUAGCAAUUGCAGUAAAGAUUAUUAUGGACACGGUUGUCGUAAAAGAUGCAGCUGUAGUAAUCAGCAAAUAUGUGAUCCAAAGGAAGGAUGUGUCGAAGUUACCUACCAAUCUACAGACAGUGCAGGGUGUAAUAACAAUAAAACUUUGGAAAAUUGUCAAAACCAUAGGGACGUUCUUACAAAUGUCAAAGCCUCCAGCGAUUCUUAUGUUAAUCAGACCGUGGCAUCCUUGCUAGCUGUCAGUUGUACUCUGAUAUUGCUUCUUCUCGGUACUGUUGUUUACUGUAACCGAAAACUGAAAAAGGAAAGUGGACGUUUUCAAAGAUGUACAGAACAUGAAGUUAACACGUCAGAAAUUCAAGAAGGACAGGAAGACCUGAUUUAUAAUGAUAUCAGGGAAUCUCAUUUGAUCGAUUACUGUGAUACUUUAUCAAGUGUACACAAUUUUACGCCUCAAUUCUGUGGGUUGACAUCUCCAACGAAUAUGGAUAAAGUAACGAAUCAUCAACCAAACAAAGCCAAAGCACCAUUAACACGCUCCAGAACGGUGGGUCUUGAAGAUUACGGACAUUGGUACAGAAGAACUGAUAAUUACGAUCAUAUUAAUUUCACAUGCACAAAGCAGUUGUCUUCUUACUCUGACGUAAUAACAAGUGAUUAUGACAUUUUCACGUCACCCUCAACAUCCCAUGAAACUCAAGUAAACGACGACGAAUGUGGAAACAAACAGUUAAAAGAACACCCAAAAAUAGACAUAGAAGCGUCAUUUAUCAAAAAAGAAAAUUAAGUUCUCUGGUCAAUCGCCCAUACAGAUCUGUCAAAUACAACAGAAACAUGAGAAAGAAUGAGGAGCGUUAAGCCUAUGAGGCAUAAUAUUUGAAUACCAAGGAAGGAGUCUUCUGGUUAUCAGACAUCCUUCUUAUAUUAAGAAUUUCAUAAAAUUUUGGCACAGUCUAACAGAUCAUAUAAUCAAAUGAUUCUAUCAGCUUAAUCAAAUUUAACCUUCUUGAUUUCGCAUCAAGGUCAGGUCAAGGUCAC